Messenger RNA from Rhineura floridana, 4302 nucleotides. Its product is annotated as A-kinase anchor protein 11-like. Lineage: Eukaryota; Metazoa; Chordata; Lepidosauria; Squamata; Rhineuridae. Bases 1 to 4302 code for a protein of 1433 amino acids. The record is from RefSeq and is a predicted model, not a curated record. Gene Ontology annotation, biological process: intracellular protein localization. The transcript is spliced from 6 exons. Gene Ontology annotation, molecular function: protein kinase A binding. Gene Ontology annotation, cellular component: cytoplasm.
AUGUCUUAUAUUGCCGGAGCCAUCACUAAUGUUCUGGGCCUAGACAACCCUACUGCCGCCUCAGCCUUGGGCUGCAAUGAAAUCCUGGAUACAAGCUUCGGUGAAUUUUCACUGCCUCCCAUGAAGGCAUUGUUGCAAAGUGAAAAAGAAUUAUGCACAGUAUCAACAGAAGACCUGAAGGAGGAGCAAGACAAUUACAAUGAGGUCACUUUUCUGUGUUUUGCUGAUGACACAGCUAUUGCUCCUAAGGAAUUGGCAACCGUGUCUGUUGAGCUCCCAGAUCUUCUGAAAUCACUCCAUUUGUACACUUUACAUGAAAAUGAAGUCAUUUUCCUAAAUGAUAUUCAUAAACCAUUGGAGGCUACUGGUGUUCUUAAACAAAAGGUGUAUUGUAUGUUAACUGUUCCUUUCCCCCCUGUUGACAUAGGCCAAGUUACACCUGAGAAACAUCAAGAUGCCACUUCACAGACCAUCUCUGCUCAAUGUGUUGAAUUUAUUGAUCCAAAGUUUAAUUCUCUACAUCAGAAGCCAUCUGUCAAGUCAUCAGCUUCUCUAGUUAACAUCUUGGAAUUUAAAGAGUUAUCUUCUGUAAAAAAAUCUGUCACAACUUCUAUUUCUGAGCCUUGGAUGCAGAGGAGUUUCUGCAGGCCACAUAAUUCCUCUGAUCAAAAUGUUAAUAUUUUACAUAAAACAUUGUUUUGUUCCUCUCCUGCUGAAUCAUCAGAGUCAGAUUGCUCUAGCCCAAGCCCUGUUAUUUUUUUAGAUGAAGAAGGGUAUCAGAGAAGCCUGAAGGCAAAACUUCAGCUACCAAAAAUCCCACUAAUGAAAGAUGGCAUAGAAGAUUCAGACUCUGAAGUAAGUGAAUUUUUUGAUAGUUUUGACCAAUUUGAUGAACAAGAACAAACUUUGGAAAGUGAUUCUAAACAUGUUAGGGAUCCUGUCCUUCAUCAUCCAUCCCAAACAAAAAUGAUUUCAUAUAAAAAAGCAUGCUCUGCAACAGCUGUAAUGAAUCCUCAAAAAUUCAAGUUUGAUCGUCCCACUCUUCCAGCCAAUGUGAGGAAACCAACUCCUCGCAAACCAGAGUCUCCAUAUAGCAACCUCUUGGGUGUUCCAGAUUCCCCCCGCCCAGUGAAAACAUCAGGAGGUGACACUGGAGGCUUGUUCAGCCCUAUCAGCUCAUCAGCCUUCAGUCCACUAGGCAGCUGUUUUUCAACAGAGUGCCCUUGUCGAAUGGGUAUCAACAGAGAUGCCAUAAACCAAAAUCACAAACUUGUUUGUCACACAUACUCAUAUUGUGCAAAUAAUGUUUCCUUUGAAAUUUUAGGUUCUAUCUUUAAUUCUAGAUCUUCGUCAUUAUGUAAAUGCACACAGGAAGUUUCUAAUAGUAACAGGAUUGUUUCAAAAGGAGAAAAAGUUCAUUCUGCAAAAGCCCGAGGAGAAACCUCUGCAAAAGAACUAGAUAAGAAAGGUAAAUCUAAAUGCAUUUCACUAAUGUUUAAAGACCACAUCCAGAAAUAUGCAUCAGAGCUCGUUGAGAAGAGCUUUGGCACUGCUUUUAAAGAUCUUCAGAAAGGUGUUUCUUCGUGUACUAAUGCACUCUGUCACUUGGCUUCAAAACUGACUUCUUCAGUCUUUCAAAUGGCUUUUUAUGAGAUUGGGAGGCAGCAAGCCUUUUCAAUAAAGAAGAAAGCUAUUAAUGGACUAGCAGGCCUUUUGGUGAGUGAAGCAGUAACAGGUGCUUUGAAAGAGCUACAUUCUGUAAAGCAACAAAUAUUUACCAACACAGUUGCAAAAUUUGCAGCAAACCUUGCCGAGGAGCUCAUUUUUGAGGGGAUCAUGGAAGUAUGUCAGUUUACACACCCAUCAACUCCAACAGCUUUUCAGAACUGGUCCUUCCAUUAUAAUGAUAAAAUUAUACAGUCCUAUGCCAAAGACUUGUCUGAGUCGGUUAUUCAGGAAGCUUUUAUUGAGUUAUCACAGGUUGAUGUGGCAUUUACAACACAAGCAGCAAUAAGUAUUUCCAUGGACAACAUAAAUUAUGUAAGUGCAGAAAGUAUGUUGGAGUCAACAAAAACCUGCAAUGCUCCCUCUGAGUUUCAUAAUCAAGUGCCAGUAAGAUUGAAUUCACUACAGGAAUUCAGAAAAGACUAUACUAUCCAUAAAGCUUUGUUCUAUACUUCUGGCAUUGCGAGUUCAAUUCCAGUGCCCUUAACUGGAAGCAUACUUUGUCAAAAUCAGAUUUUAUUUAAUGGCAUACAGGAAAGGAACCAUUCAACAUCAGAUUGCAGGCUGAAAUUUUAUAAAAAUUCAAUAGAGCAUUGUUAUGCAAUGAAAAAGAGACAAGGUGAAGUGGCAUCAGUUAGAAAUGUUUACCUGACAACAGAUAAAAGUCUGAACGGUGAAUAUAAUGCACACAUUUUAGGUACAGAAAGGGACUUUAAGCAAGCAAAUACUCCUGAAGUCAGUAAAUUUUCAGACUUAACAACUGGGAUGCCAAGCAUCAGCAAUUUUUCUGGAACAAUGGUAGAUAUGAUUGUAACUGAGGCAUAUGAAGCAGUAACUUCUUCCAAGACUUCUAAAUCUGCAGGGCAAUACACAGAUAUGUUAAAAAUUGAGAAAAUGCCGUAUUUGCCAUGCAUUGGUGAAGAUACCUGUAAGAAUAUGUUUGCAAAUUAUUUGGCCAGGCGAAUAGUGAACCAGUCUGUAGAUGAAACUAAAUCUGCAUGUUCCUCUACAAGUGAGAAAUUAGCAUAUUGUGUGGGAUUGGGAACCAAUAAAACAAGCCAUAAGAAAGAAUUGCACAGUGCAAUAAAACAAUCUGAAACCAACAAAAGUAAUCCAGUAAUUGUAGGGCAGCAGCAGAUGCCCCUCAACAGCUCAUCUAAAUUUCAUGUGACACCAGUUUACUCUAAUAGGUGUCUGCUUUCAGGGUCUAAAGAUGGUGUUCAUGAAAAAAAGAGACAUGUGGGUUGUAGGACUUCUGCAUGCACAUUCUCUCCUUGUUCUGUAGUGACUUUUGUAAACCGUAUUGAAGAGUUUCCAGAUCCAGAAAGUGGUUCAGCAAAAUCCGGAAGCAAUCCGUUGGCAAAGCACAACACAUACAAAGCAGCAGGAUGUUCUACACUUUGCCCUACAUUUGAUCAUAAAAGAACUCCUAUUGGCAUUAAUACCUGUACUUCUGUGGCAUCUAGCUGUGAAGAUGCAUUUCAAAUGGAAGGGAAAUUGAGUACCAGAGAUGGAAAUAUUUGCAUAGUACCAGACACGCCACCACCAACCCCUUUAAUAGUCUCCCAAGCUAGUUCAGAGUGGAAUUUAAGAAAAUUAACAAAGAAACUUAAAGGUGAACUAGCAAAGGAGUUUGCACCUGCUACACCUCCUUCUACACCUUACCGAUCAGAAGCAGGUGAACUAUAUGAAAAUGGAUGUCACUACUUAGAAAAGGAAGAGUUUAUGUUGAGACUAAUGCGGUCUCUCUCUGAGGAAGUUGAAAGCAAUGAAGAUGAAGAGUGUCCUGAAGCAUUGGCAGAGAGAAUUAAAACAUCGGUAAGAACAACAGAAUAUGCAGAUCAUCUAGCCACUCACAUUAUUGCUAUUGCUACAGAAAUGGCUGCUUCACAUUUAGAUGAUAAAGCCAUUAAAAUGGAGAAUAAUAAAUUCUUUCAAGUAAGUGUGGAAAACAAAAGAUGUGGGUAUACUGCAUUUAUGAAUGUUCCAGAAACAAACAAACAUUCAUUGUUGGUUUAUGCUGGUGAUAUGGCUGGCAAGGUCAUUAGUGAAGCUAAGAAGAUGGUUGAAUCAAGACAUUGCAAGCUUCUGAGGCUGAAACAACUAAAUUACCAGGCAGAUGGUUUUCAUCUUAAAAGAAACUAUCAUGAAUGUUCCUCAAGAGGUAAGAGGCAGCCCUUGGUAGACAAGUGGUCUAGAGAGACGGACUCUUUUAUACUUUCUUUACCUCAGAAUUCAGAAGCUCCAGGCCUGACUUCCAAAUAUCCAAGUUGUGAGAGUGUAACUGAUGAAUAUGCAGAUCACAUCAUUCGGAUUCUGGAUAAAGAAGGUGGUCACAAUGAACUAAUAAUGGAUCAAUAUGCCAAUAGACUUGCUUAUAGAUCUAUAAAAUCUGGUAUGCAACAAGCUUCUAGGAAACUCAAGAUGAAGUAUAAUAGAAAAGUAGCUCCUGCCCAGAGCUCAAAGUUAAACAGUAAGGUUGACCUCUUUGAGAUUGUAAACAAGAGUGUGGAUUAUAACAUCGGAUGUCAGAAGAACAUUCAUGUCCGGAGCUUCCUUGCCAAAAUCCUUAACUGA